This is a messenger RNA of Guillardia theta CCMP2712, 525 nucleotides long. RefSeq lists its product as hypothetical. The coding region runs from base 1 to 525 and encodes 174 amino acids. NCBI's taxonomy places the organism in Eukaryota, Cryptophyceae, Pyrenomonadales, Geminigeraceae. The record is from RefSeq and is a predicted model, not a curated record. The transcript has a single exon.
AUGCUCGCAAGCUACGAUCUCUGCUCCUGCGAUGACGACUGUCUGGUGUGCUCCAUGACCCGGACUUUCUCGCCUCCCGUCCCUCCCCCUCCUACCCAGCGCCCAAAGAAGUCCGACAAGUGGACCCAAGACAGGAAGCAGCGCCACAAGCUCUCCUGCAGGAACAAGAGCAGGCUCAGCCUCCAGGACAAGAUGGACAUCGUGUCGCUCUUCUACAGCACGAUGCCGUCGUCGUCGACGCAGGUGGUCACGCAGAGCUCCAUCGCCAAGAUGUACGGGAAGAGCCGCUCCGCCAUCUGCAAGGUCCUCAAGUCGAAGCAGGUUGAGGCCUUGCUCCGCAAGGUGGUCAUGGCCGGGCAGGGGCUGCCUGCUGGGGUCAUGGGGAGAGAGCGAUGGUCAGAGGCUGAGGCCUUGCGGGAGGCGGAGAUGCCAAGGGUGAAGAAGGAGGAGGGGGCGGAGGAGUCUACUACACGGGCUUACACGGAGGCGUAUGAGCUUUGCGACAGCGGGAGGAGCGAUUUGUAG